This is a messenger RNA of Lacerta agilis (Sand lizard), 1916 nucleotides long. It is a transcript of the gene KCNJ15, whose product is annotated as potassium inwardly rectifying channel subfamily J member 15. The record is from RefSeq and is a predicted model, not a curated record. The coding region runs from base 488 to 1648 and encodes 386 amino acids. The transcript has 4 exons. Gene Ontology annotation, molecular function: inward rectifier potassium channel activity. NCBI's taxonomy places the organism in Eukaryota, Metazoa, Chordata, Lepidosauria, Squamata, Lacertidae. Gene Ontology annotation, biological process: regulation of monoatomic ion transmembrane transport; potassium ion import across plasma membrane. Gene Ontology annotation, cellular component: plasma membrane.
CUCUCUUUUUAAAAAGGAUAAUAUCAAGAUUUAUUCAAAGCUUUUUACACUUGUUUAUUUGGGCGAUAAGGUCAUGAAGGGACUUUGAUCAAGUUUCUUCAAAGAUUAACUGACAUCCUCUGAAAGUACAUCAGUUUCUUUUCAAUCAGGUAUUUGCUCAGCUCCUGACAGGGUGUUGAAUUCAUUAGAAUUAUACAGUUUCCUGGUCUUCGCUGUAGGUUUCCUUAAGACAUGCUGCUGAAAUCACAAAGUCUCCUCUCAGAUUCCUUCCCUCCCUCUGGCUUCCUCAUUCAGUUACUCAAACUAUCUGGGAAGCCAAGCUUGCUGAGUGCUGAUGAAAUUCUGUCUGGGGAAAGAAAAAUAAAGAGAGGAUGAACAAGUGCAGUAAGAAGGAGGAAGCAGCCACUGCCACUGCUCACUAGCUCGCUAGUUUUCUCCUUGGCAAACAAGAAGGCAACAUUGGCAAGGAGAGCAACAGCAGGUGACAAUGGCAGCAAGGAGGAGGUCUACGACACUGACAAUGGAAGCCACCCAAAUCAAUAUGUCACAAGCGCCACUAGUGAACAGCAACAUCACUGCUAAGUCUAAGAGGAGCAAACCUCGUGUGAUGUCCAAAAGUGGCCACAGCAACGUGAGGAUUGACAAAGUCGAUGGCAUAUACCUGCUUUAUCUUCAGGAUCUGUGGACCACCGUCAUCGACAUGAAGUGGAGAUAUAAACUGACCUUGUUUGCUGCUACUUUUGUAAUGACUUGGUUUCUUUUUGGAGUAAUUUACUAUGUCAUUGCCUUUCUUCAUGGAGAUUUGGAAGGGAACAAACACCCACAGAACCAGGCCCCCUGCGUCAUGCAUGUGAGGUCACUCACUGGAGCAUUUCUCUUUUCUUUGGAGUCACAGACUACCAUUGGCUAUGGCUUCCGUUACAUCACAGAAGAGUGCCCUCAUGCCAUCUUCCUUUUAGUUGCUCAGCUGGUUCUCACCACCUUGAUUGAGAUCUUCAUCACGGGGACUUUCCUAGCCAAAAUUGCUAGACCCAAAAAAAGGGCUGAGACCAUUAAAUUCAGUCACUGUGCUGUCAUCUCCAAGCACAAUGACCACCUGUGCCUUGUAAUCCGAGUGGCAAACAUGAGAAAGAGCCUCUUGAUCCAGUGUCAGCUGACAGGGAAGCUUCUCGAGUCCUACGAAACUAAAGAAGGUGAGAGGAUUCUGCUUAACCAAGCGACUGUUAAAUUCCACGUUGACUCCGCAGCAGAAAGUCCAUUCUUGAUUUUACCUCUGACCUUUUACCACAUAUUGGAUGAGAGCAGCCCUUUAAGAGAUCUUACACCCCAAAACCUUAAAGAAAAAGAGUUUGAACUGGUUGUCCUCCUGAAUGCCACCGUAGAGUCAACAAGUGCCGUCUGCCAGAGCCGAACAUCAUAUAUCCCAGAGGAGAUCUUCUGGGGUUUUGAGUUUAUGCCUGUGGUCUCUCUCUCUCCGAAUGGGAAGUACGUUGCAGAUUUUAGUCAAUUUGAGAAGAUCAGAAGAUGUGCAGAUUGUACCUUGUACAGUAUGGACUCUGAAAAGCAAAAACUAGAAGAGCAAUAUAGAAAAGAAGAUGAAAGAGAAAGGGAGCGCAGGACAAGGUUUUUACAGCAAAGCAAUGUUUGAUUUCUCAUCCAACACCAACCACAACAAAUAUUUAUACAGCAAGAACUAUCAUCACCCCCCUUGAAAAUGGAAGGGCAUCAAAAACUCAUCCAAACAGCCAUCACUGCACAAACAAGACAUUUUAUUCUAGAAUCCAUGAAAACCAAGUACAUUAUCUAGAUCUGUUGCCUGUUUUUUGACCAUGAAAAGUGCUCAUUGAGAAACUGGUUUUAUUAUAAAGAAAAGGUCAUAGCAGAUUGACUCUGCAUUAACUCCUGCCCCCCCCCUC